AUGACUGGGCUGCCUUGGUAUCACUUGAAGAUCAAAAACCUGGGCAUUAAACGACGCAGAUGGCGGCAGGCGAUGGAUAAGGUGAAGAUGACAAACACUGCGGCGAACGAGAGAAAAGAUAAAGGAAAAGAACCUUUGAAAGACUAUCCCCAGUCAAACCAGUGGGAUCGUCAAAUGGGGAAAUCCAAGGUCUUCAUUGGCGGCAAUAAUCGCCCCUAUGACGACGGCGACUAGCCGAUUGAAACUUCCUGGGACAUAACGCCGGUGUAAACAAGGUGUAUUACGGCGCGGUGUGUGUUCGGAGAACAGGAUU
Sodiomyces alkalinus F11 is the source of this 313-nucleotide messenger RNA. RefSeq lists its product as hypothetical. Bases 1 to 234 code for a protein of 77 amino acids. The record is from RefSeq and is a predicted model, not a curated record. NCBI's taxonomy places the organism in Eukaryota, Fungi, Ascomycota, Sordariomycetes, Glomerellales, Plectosphaerellaceae. The transcript has 2 exons.